Naegleria lovaniensis is the source of this 1938-nucleotide messenger RNA. RefSeq lists its product as uncharacterized. Lineage: Eukaryota; Heterolobosea; Eutetramitea; Acrasida; Naegleriidae. The coding region runs from base 1 to 1938 and encodes 645 amino acids. The transcript has a single exon. The record is from RefSeq and is a predicted model, not a curated record.
AUGAUGAACUCGAAUCCUCCCGCAACAGACAGCAACUCCUCGGAUGAAAACACCCUCCAACAUCAGGGUCACCAUCCACAGUCCACCACCACACUCGAGUGUCCAGCCAACCAAAUUCAUACACUCGAUCCACAAAAUCUAACCAAUUCCACCAACUCAACAAAGCAGAAGAAAACAAAGGGAAGCAAAAAACAGAUCAACGACAUGCUACCAACUGCUCCCGAAAAUCAAAAUCUUUCAUCAUCCUCUACAUCCACGAAUGAUAAUGACGAACGAAAGGAUGAUCACCAAUCUUCUGAAGAUUUUAAUCAGUUCCAAUUGGAUCAUCAUUUGACAUCAGGUAGUAGUAGUGGUAAAACAAGACCUUCAUCAUCAGAUAUAUCAUUAUUACCACUUAAAAAUGACAACCAUGGUGAUGAUAACAGCCAGUCGGAACAUUAUACACCCUUGUUUCCUCAUCUGGAAAAUCCAUAUUAUUGUCGAUUGGCUUCGAAAUUCUUAAUUCUUGAAAAGCAUGUCAUUCACGAAUCAGCAAGUGAAAUCAAACAAAUUUCACAUGAAAUUCAACAAGAUCCAUUGGACAUGUGGACCACACAAACAAACUCCGAAUUGGAAUGUCUUGAAAUGUUGGCGUUAGAAAUUAUUAAAUUCAAUGCCUUGUUGAAAUUGAGAAUGGAUGUAGCCAAAGAGAGACGUGAAAAGAUUGGACCAAGACGAUCGUUGCAAUAUUUACUCGUUUCCCGAACAGACGUGUACUUGAUGGAUGUUUGUGUGUUACUGUAUAAUGUAUUGCAAAGUCAUCGAUUUGAAGAAAAAUUGCAACACGAGUUAUUGGAACAUGUUCGAAAUGCCAUGAUUCAUGUCUAUUUUAACCUCGGAGAAUUAUGUUACUUUAUUUGGGAAGAAACGAAAUCCUCGAUUUGUUUGAAUCGAUGUAUGACAUUGUUAAAUGAAAAGAAACAACAAGCGAAUGGAAUUCUCUCCGAUCAAGAUCUUGCUCUGUUGCUGGAAUGUCUCAUUUAUGGCAUGGUUGACACUUUAAAUAAUCAAGCAGGAAGUGGUACAUCCGAUAUGGAAACCAAAUUUGUAAAACCCAUGCAAGAAUGCCUUUCAAAAUUUUGUCACGUCGAAAAUAUAGAUGAAUGGAUGAAUUCAAAAACGGUUCGAUGUGACAUGGCAACGAUUGCAAAAUGCAUUUUACAUACUCGAGUGAAUUGUAUGGAAUCUUUGGUCAAUUACAAGUAUGGACAUUCGAACGAUAUGGAAAAAUUUGUGAUCAAAGCCAUUCAAUUUGUGAACACUCAAUCGACAUUUGAUCGAUCACAUCUCGAAUUGCAACAAUAUUUUGAUAUGGAUGAGUUUUAUUGUCGACUCGGAGCCAUGUGUACUGGAAGAGGUCAAUUAUUUGACGCCGUCCAGAAUUACAACAAUUCCUUGAAAAUUCGAAGAAGAUUUUACAUUCGAUCUUUGGUCAACAAGUACAUUGCUAUCAGUAAUCAAGCCAUGGAGAGCGCUUCCUUACUCACACUUGCAGUGUAUUACAUUUUACUGUCACAAUGGGAAUGCUCGAAAUUUAAAAAAUUGACAGAACAGCAUUGGAGCGUGGAACCUUUUUACUUUUUAAAGUCUUCCUUGAUUAAUCCAGAAUUUGAAACGGAAAAAGUAUUUGGAGAAGAUGUUCAAGAUCCAUUGAGACUCAUUCAAGAACAAGAUUUGGAAGAACAUUUAGUUCGAAAGUGGUUAUGGAAUAUUGAAAAACUACUCGAACAGAAAAAACAGCAUGAACCUACGUUUAAGGAAUUGAUCGAAAAUGAAUUGAAAUUGAUGGACAAGUUGAAUGAAAUUGCACAAGAAGAGGCUUAUUUGAAUUUGUUUAUUCUCAAAAUCAUACAAUCUCCUCAUUAUGUGGAUGUUGAAAUUAAAACUGUCAUGGCAUGA